CGUGCCUCUUCCCACUUCCACACAAAGUCCUCGGGCACAGCCAUGAGGUUCUUCAACGCGUCUCUGAUCUUUCUGUGCCUUGUCGGAUGUGUUGGCAGUAAAUCUUCGUCGUCUUGUCCGAGUGGACAGUUUAUGCUGAAAAACCAGUGCGUCCUCUGCCAUCCCACCUGCUAUGAGUGCGGCGGACAUGAGCUGUUUGAAUGCACUACCUGUGGAGUUGAUGAAGAUGGACAGGAACGCUUCCUCCAUCAAGGUCGCUGUCGGACACACUGCCCCCGGGGACUCUAUCCUGACAGGGGUCACUAUGCCUGCCUGCCUUGCAUAGCCAAUUGUGAACUCUGCACAGAUGGCAACAUAUGUGCCAAAUGUCGGGAAAACUACAAACUCCAUAAUGGCGUCUGCCAAAUUGCAUCCUGUGACACAGGGGAGGUGCGGGACCCUGACACAGGAGAGUGCCUUGAAUGUGCGAUGGGUUGCAAAACAUGUUCCGCAGAAGACCCAGCGAUCUGUAACAGCUGCGAUAAAGGUUACUUUCUUUUCAGACACCAGUGUCGCAGUCACUGUCCCCAAGGCAACUAUGAGGACCUGGGCAGGAGUGUGUGUCUGUCCUGUCCAACACCAUGCACAGACUGCAGGAGUAGCACACGCUGCCUGGCCUGUCAGCCCGGAUACUUCCUCUAUGGAGGUGAUUGUGUUAAACAGUGUCCCCAGCAAACCUACAGUGAUACCAGUGGGUGGUGCUGUCAGCCCUGCCACAGCUCAUGUCAAACCUGCCACGGACCUCGGGCAGCAGACUGUGACUUGUGUCUGGGUGGGAACACUCCUCUACAUGGACAGUGCCCACUGGUGAACUGCCCACUGGGACAGUACUUUGAUGGGAAAUAUGGUCAAUGUCAUGUGUGUGAUGCAUCCUGUAAGACCUGCUUCGGCCCACAGUCACAGGACUGCUCUUCUUGUUUCAGAGGAUAUUUCCUGGACCAGGACAGUUCUUGUGUAUUGCAGUGUUCAGAUGGCUCCUAUGCCAACACUGCCACUCAGCUGUGUGAGAACUGCUCACCAGACUGUAAGACCUGUGAGGACACCAGCGAUAACUGCAUCAGCUGCUACAAAGGAAGCUAUAAACUAUUCCUCCACCAGGGCAAGUGCUGGUCAGAAUGCCCAGAGGGUUUCUUUGAGACGUCGGGAGGAACAUGUGAACCCUGUGACAGCUCCUGUUUGACCUGUGACGGGAUUAGUUCCCAGUGUCUGUCCUGCCCUGAUGGGCAUUACCUGGAGAGUGGAAUGUGUCGACUCAACUGUUCGCUGCGGUUUUAUCCAGCGGACGAUGGCACCUGCAGACGAUGCCCUCCCCACUGUGACAUGUGCUCAGAUGACAGAACCUGUCUCAAGUGCAGUUUCAUCUACCUGAUGCUGAAUGGUACGUGUCGGGCGAGUUGUCCCAUGGGCUACUAUGAGGACAUGGAGGAGGGCCGCUGUGGUCAGUGCCACUUCACAUGUGGAAGCUGUUCAGGGCCUUUGGCAGAUGACUGCGAGACCUGCUCCACGUUUAGCCCCAAGUUGUAUAAAGGGCAGUGCUCUGAGGACUGUCCCACUGGAACUUACUAUGAGACAACAGCUGCAGAAUGUCAAGAAUGCCACCAGACAUGUAUGAGCUGCUCAGGCCCGAAUGCAAACCAGUGUACACAGUGUGAGAAGGGGCUGGUGCUGGAUCCAAACACCUUGCUGUGUGGUGUCACAGGUGACACAGACUGCCCAGAAAGGACCUACCUGCAUGAUGACCACUUCAGAUGCAUGGGUUGCCACCGGCACUGUUAUUCCUGUGAGGGGCCGGGCAGCGAUGAAUGCCUGACCUGUGCCACCCCCAGAUACCUUCACAACAGCACCUGUGUAAGUGAGUGUCCACCGGGUACAUACAGCACCAGACAGGAUGCUGAUGGCACAGAGUUUGGAUUUUGUUUGCCUUGUGACCACGUCUGCUCCACCUGUACCGGGGCAUCGCCUAAAGAUUGCCUCACAUGUUCUCCAGGAUAUCUGCGACUCCUUCAGCUCUGCGUCAGCCAUUGUCCUACAGGGUUUUAUAGACAGGGCUCCCGCUGUGAAAAAUGCGAUCAGUCCUGUAAACUCUGUACAGGACCAGGACCUGAGUCUUGUAGGGCCUGUCUACCUCCUCUUCUUGAGAUACAAGGUACCAAGCUGUGUGUUGAGCGCUGUCCACGCCGCUUCUUUCAGUUCAGAGACAUCUGCAAACAGUGCCACACCAGCUGUCAGUUCUGCACAGAUGCCUCACCUCAGGGCUGUGUGACGUGCGACUGGGGCAGCACUCUAAAGGACAAAGUCUGCUAUCCACGCUGUGAGGAGGGGACGUACUUCUCAGAAAAGGAAACCUGUGAGCCAUGUGAUGGCUCAUGCAGGCAUUGCACCGGGCCGAGACCUGACCAGUGUUUGACUUGCCAUCCCAAUUCCGCUCUUCACGCCGUGGAGGGUCGCUGUGCCCGUUGCUGUCAGGCCAGAGGGAACGACACUGACUGCUGCAUUUGUGACAGCCGCACAAGUUUGUGUGUGGAAGCGCCACAGCCCAAGAUGAUUCCAGACCUGGAUAUGUCAUCUAGGGCUCUGAAGCACACCUCAGCCGCCCUGCCUAUUGCGCUGCUGCUGGCACUGGGGCUGGCGCUGGCUGUGUUUGCUUUGGUGAAAGCUCAUUCCAGGAAGACGCUCUGUUGGCGCCAGAGCUAUGAAAGACUGAGCGGCAGCGCCAGCAUCAGCAUGCCACAUGGUGUACCUGAGCCCGACAGCGGUGACGAGGUGGAUGUGGUGUACACUAGCAAAGGCGGAUCGGUUUAUCGACGUUACAGUUUCAUUCAUGAGCAGGACACAGAUGCAGACCAGGAUGUGGAUGAGAGCACCUGCCUCAACCACUCUUAGAUGGACAUCAAGAGAAUUCAUUGUAGUUUAGAAGAGAAAUUAGUUGUAUUUUUCUUGUUUUGUUGUUUAUUUUAUUAUACAAAGUGUACAAUACAGUACUGCACAUUCUUAGAAAGUAAACAGAAAAAAAUAUAUGGUAUGGUGUGUUAAAAAUUCCGUAUGUAUGUGCUUUUUUUCUAUCUCUAUCAUUUAGAAAUAUUGUGAAGGUGAACUGAUCAUGUAUAAAGGCUGAAUUCCACAUGAUUUAUUGUAAAUAGACAAAUAAAAAAACUUUUCUACUUGAUGUUCCCAACAUCCUGUAUUUUAUAAUAACAGAUUUCAUUCUCUGCUGGUGUAACAAACGGAUGAUGAUAUCAACAUCAGAUGCAUGUAGUUUGUCCGUGAUCAAUGCAUGCACCAUGAGCCACUAAUGAGAGAACAUGAU
Sphaeramia orbicularis (orbiculate cardinalfish) is the source of this 3346-nucleotide messenger RNA. Its product is annotated as proprotein convertase subtilisin/kexin type 5. Gene Ontology annotation, molecular function: protein binding. The transcript has 16 exons. Bases 43 to 2922 code for a protein of 959 amino acids. The record is from RefSeq and is a predicted model, not a curated record. NCBI's taxonomy places the organism in Eukaryota, Metazoa, Chordata, Actinopteri, Kurtiformes, Apogonidae.